UGGCCCAUUAAAAGAGAGCUCGCUUCUUCUUAGAUUGUAAUUGUGUUGUCUCUCUUCUUCUUCUUCGAGGGAAGCGAUUUGGGAAAAGAAGAUGACGACGAUUCGAAGAUUCAGCUGCAACGACCUUCUCCGAUUCACCUCCGUGAAUCUGGACCACCUCACUGAAACAUUCAACAUGUCAUUCUACAUGACCUACUUGGCGAGAUGGCCUGAUUAUUUCCAUGUCGCUGAAGGUCCUGGCAAUCGCGUCAUGGGUUAUAUUAUGGGUAAAGUUGAAGGGCAGGGUGAAUCAUGGCAUGGUCAUGUGACCGCCGUCACUGUUUCUCCAGAGUAUCGCAGGCAGCAACUCGCCAAGAAACUCAUGAACCUUCUUGAAGAGAUCAGCGAUAAGAUUGACAAGGCCUACUUUGUGGAUCUUUUCGUGAGAGCUUCCAACACACCAGCCAUCAAGAUGUAUGAAAAGCUUGGCUACAUAAUAUAUAGGCGGGUUCUACGCUAUUACUCAGGAGAAGAAGACGGGUUAGAUAUGAGGAAGGCAUUAUCAAGAGAUGUAGAGAAAAAAUCUGUGAUUCCUCUCAAGAGACCCAUCACUCCUGAUGAAUUAGAGUAUGAUUAAGUCUCUAUGUUCCUUUUGUUCUCGUCCUUUAUUUUAAACACUUCCUUCUGUUCUGGUCAUACUUUUGUAUUUGCAUUAAAAGUUCCUCAAAUUAUGUUUUCGUAAUUGAAUUUCCCCUAUUUUUACCACAAACUUUUAA
This is a messenger RNA of Brassica rapa (field mustard), 755 nucleotides long. RefSeq names its product N-terminal acetyltransferase B complex catalytic subunit NAA20. Gene Ontology annotation, biological process: N-terminal peptidyl-methionine acetylation. The record is from RefSeq and is a predicted model, not a curated record. Gene Ontology annotation, cellular component: NatB complex. Gene Ontology annotation, molecular function: protein-N-terminal amino-acid acetyltransferase activity. Lineage: Eukaryota; Viridiplantae; Streptophyta; Magnoliopsida; Brassicales; Brassicaceae.